This is a messenger RNA of Phytophthora nicotianae INRA-310, 1239 nucleotides long. RefSeq lists its product as hypothetical. Gene Ontology annotation, biological process: sucrose catabolic process. Bases 1 to 1239 code for a protein of 412 amino acids. Gene Ontology annotation, molecular function: sucrose alpha-glucosidase activity. The transcript has 2 exons. NCBI's taxonomy places the organism in Eukaryota, Oomycota, Peronosporomycetes, Peronosporales, Peronosporaceae. The record is from RefSeq and is a predicted model, not a curated record.
AUGAAGGUGAUCCCGAGCGUCCUUGCCCUCGGUGCUUUUGUUGCUGCCCUGGUCUUCAGCCCCGAGACUGCCUGCGCCGAUGUCGUGGAAGCUGUUCCUGGAACUGAGCUUUUCGAGCAGUUCCGUCCGGUUUACCACUUCCAAGCUCGCGAAAAGUGGAUGAACGAUCCGUGCGCGCCGUACUAUGACGAGGCCACCGGUCUGUAUCACAUGUUCUACCAGCUCAACCCGAAUUCAACGAUCUGGGGCAACAUGACCUGGGGCCACGCCGUGUCAAAAGACCAGGUGACUUGGGAGGAUUACCCAGAUGCGCUCCACCCGUUCGAGGACAAGUGGGACAACCUUGGUGUGUUCUCGGGUUUCGCCAUGAACAAUGCUAUCGACGGUAAGCACACCGUCUUCUACACGGGUGUCACUGCUCUCCCCAUUUCGUGGAAGAAGGAGUAUCUCUUUGGUGAGCAUGUCGUGUACGCUACCACGGACGAUGGCGGAAAGACCUGGCAGAAGGGCAGCGAGCCUUUGAUCGAGCUGCCGCCGCAGGGUCUUAACGUGACCGGCUGGCGUGACCCGAUGCCGGUCCACUCGAAGUCACUUGACGCCCACUUUGGUCAUGACGCCUCAAACGGCAGCAACUACCUGUUGGUGGCUGGAGGUAUCCACGACGUCGGCCCCCGCAUUUUCCUGUACCACGCUGAAGACUACAUCAACUGGGAGUACAAGGGCUUCCUACUCGCCCAGGAGAAGAACACGACGUUCUCCAAGUACAGUGGAAGCUGGGGUUUCAACUUUGAGACCACCAUUUACCGUGAGAUGACGGAUGAGGACGGUGAGCUCCACAAUGUGAUGCUGUUCGCCGCUGAGGGCGACCCGAACCGGUACCCGAUGUGGGCCACAGGUUCAUUUUCUGGUGGUGGCUGCGGCGUGGAGGUCGAUCCUGAGGCGGGACUAUUCACGCCUCUGAUGGUGGGCGUGUCGGACCGUAGUGACUGGUACGCUAACAGCAUCUACACCGACAAGGACGGGAAGGACGUCCUGAUCGGCUGGAUCACCGAGGACAACAACUUCACCACGGGACAGCCUCAGGGAUGGGACGGUAUCCUGUCGGUGCCCCGCGAGGUAGGUAUCACCAUUGUGCGUGAUAUCUAUGACGUCGACGAGCACCUGGUCGAUGAACGCGACGCCGAGAGACACCAUCCUGGCCUGGUCAUAUUUAUGCUGUUUGUAUGUCGACAGUGUUGA